UUUUCCAUACUCCUGGACUAGCGGCAUAUGAGAAUGCUCCUCCAUGCAACAUCCAGCACAGACCCCCAUCCUAUAACAUGUGCUGCCACACUCACUACUGUAGCAGCAACUCAGCGCCUAAAAAGCACCGUCUUCCUGCUCUCAUGGGCCCCCAGGUCCCCACCAAGCUUGCCAGGGGGUCCUCAGAGGACAUGUCCAAGACCCCAGGCCCUGGUAGAUACAACAGUACAGAUCCAAGUGUCUACCUGCCCAGGCAACCAGCUUUCUCCAUGCUAGGUCGCCAUGGCUUCCCCAACGAUGCCACUCUAAAGCCUGGCCCUGGAACUCGUAACCCUGAGACGGUGAUUGUCCACAAGCCCCGGGCCCCAGCAUUCUCUCUGGGCAUCAGACACACAGAGUUUGUCACCCUACUGGUGGUCAAGGUAGCUGACUACACUAACAUGUUUCUCCAUCAUAUGGGACUAGGCCUAACCAAGGUUGGAUUUAUCUGCAAAACAAACAACUUGAUGAGGUGA
Molecule: messenger RNA, 515 nt
Organism: Oncorhynchus gorbuscha (pink salmon)
Lineage: Eukaryota; Metazoa; Chordata; Actinopteri; Salmoniformes; Salmonidae
Product: outer dense fiber protein 3-like
Exons: 1
Coding region: 78-515 (145 amino acids)
Source: RefSeq, a predicted model, not a curated record